This is a messenger RNA of Salvelinus sp. IW2-2015, 2479 nucleotides long. Its product is annotated as syntaxin-binding protein 6-like. Gene Ontology annotation, biological process: exocytosis; regulation of SNARE complex assembly; Golgi to plasma membrane transport. Gene Ontology annotation, molecular function: phosphatidylinositol-4,5-bisphosphate binding. Gene Ontology annotation, cellular component: exocyst; plasma membrane. The record is from RefSeq and is a predicted model, not a curated record. NCBI's taxonomy places the organism in Eukaryota, Metazoa, Chordata, Actinopteri, Salmoniformes, Salmonidae.
CUUGCUGAGAACCUGCUACUGCUUUUCUAUCGAGACUGCAGUUGUAGCUCCGCGAGCGAUAGAGACGCUCUGUCUUUCCUUGAAAUACGACUGUUGAGCGAAAUUAGGCUACUUCCAUGUCAAAAACGAAAUGCUACCUUUUAAUUUGAUUAGAUGACAGUAAUGAAUUGUCAAGUAAAAGUACAUUGACUCACGGUGAUAACCUUUGCUGAGGCUUUGACACUUGGAACAGUGUCAAACGAGAAGUGAGAAGAGCUAACGACCUCCCCUACCCCCCUCUCUACGACUUUUACCUCCUCUAAGAUGAGUGCCAAGUCAGCCAUCAACAAAGAGGUGUUCACACCCCACGAUGAGAAGAUGCUGGUGGCUGUGCAGGUGAAGAGGAGGACCAAGAAGAAGAUCCCCUUCCUGGCUACUGGAGGACAGGGAGACUACAUGACCUUCAUCUGCCUCUCGGUGACGAAUAAGAAGCCGUCCCAUGUGUCCAUCACCAAGGUGAAGCAGUUCCAGGGCUCAUUGUCCUUCAGUAAGAGGUCAAUGUGGACCAUCGACCAGCUGAGGCAGGUCAACGGCUGUGACCCCAACAGAGACUGUCCGGAGUUUGACUUGGCGUUCGACAAUGCCUUUGACCAGUGGGUGGCUGGUUCGGCCGGCGAGAAGUGCACCUUUAUCCAGAUACUCCACCACACUUGCCAGCGCUACAGCUCUCAGAGCAAGCCAGAGUUUGUCAACUGUCAACCCAAACUGCUGGGAGACGAUGAAACUGUAGAUUCAGUCGUUUUCUGUUGCAAGGUCUUUUUGAACAGAAUGAGGAAAGAAGUUGUUAUAAACAGUCGACGGCAAGGUCGGCAUCUACUUUUACGAGGUAACAGUAUACUCCACUCGGCAGCAGACAGUGUGACCAGCGCUGUACAGAAGGCCAGCCAGGCGCUGAACGAGCGAGGGGAGCGCUUAGGCAGGGCUGAGGAGAAAACAGGGGAGAUGAAGAACAGUGCUGAGCAGUUCGCCGUCACUGCACACAAGCUGGCCAUGAAGCAUAAGUGUUAAACUUUGGGGAGAGGUGUCCAGCAAGCGUGCCAGACGCCAUAGGGCGGGUUUCAGGUUGUAUUAUUUGUAUUUCUUGUAACGAAGGUAACACCUAUUUGUUUCUAACGAAGAAGAUCUGAUGACGAGGAGGUGGGAGGGAACACAGAUGAGACAGUUGAGAUCAAAUGUUUCACGGCUAACUCUUCUUUAUCUCCCUCCAUUGCUCCCAAAGUACUCCUUGACCUUUACUGUGACAAACCAUGGAAAUUACUGACUAUGGUCACUGCCCUCCCCUCCCCACCCCAACACACACACACACACACACACACACACACACACACACACACACACACACACACCACCACCACCGUCCAAAGCCCCCUAAAAGGAACAGGUCUUCAACUCCCUCAAAGAAGUGACUUUACAUACGGUGCUGGAAGAGGAGAAUUUAACUGCAGCAGAGUGUAUGACAUGACACAUGCAUAUCAUAUGAUGGCUUUUUUACUGUACUUAGUCAGCAAUGUACACCCCAGUAUGUGAACCUCAACUUGUCUAAAGGAGAUGAGCUCUUCACUCUCUUUUGUCGUUUGACUAUUUGGCAUCAUAUUGUUUUGAAAAGCUCAUUGGUGCAUACAUUCAUUUCAGACAUAGUAUUAGCCAAAUGUGUGGAGGACAUUCAUGUUGCUUCUAAAAACUACUGCUGCAAGCUUACAUUUCAACCAAUAUGGCAUGUUUUCCAAGUUUAAUGUUCUGCAAAACAGUCUGUGAACUAUUCAUUAAAGUGACAAAGGGUUCAGGUGCAUGGUCUAACAAAAUACACUUUCAUUACAAAAGGUUGAAUAAAACCCACACAGAAAAAACAAGUAUUUAGGCUUCACUGUUGCUAUUUCUUAAGUGUUAUUGAAGCACUUGGUUGUAUGGACGAGAUCAGACGGUUUAUUGUAAGGUAAGAGACUACAGUAUCGUUGUAAAUUAGCUAGUGUAACAAGCUUAUAAGACUGUAAUCAGAUAAUUCUACCACAAUAUACAAUGUAUUUGGUGUCGAAUCAUCCCUGUAAAUAUAAUUUUGAUUGUAACCCUUUCAACUCCAACCUUGGUCACAUCUUGUACUUAUAGUUUAACUUGUGUUUAUAUAAAGUUUUUUGUUCUGAUAUGUAAAACAGCAUAUUGACACAUCACUAGCAGCAUUGUACAAUAUUGGUCUGCAUUCACUGUGUGUAACCGUGGCUUCCUUACAAGCAAUUUGAAGCAAGUAAACCACCCUCAGUGUGGAUAUGUCUUGUUUAUUACGCUUAUUUUUUGGAUUUGUCCAACCGUCACAAUGCACUUGACAACCUUACCUUGCAGAGAGCACGGUUAAGUUCUUACUGAAAUUCUAGUUGCCUCAAAUUCUAAUCCGCUUCAUCCUUACAUUUUGGAUGUUCAUUGUUUUAAUAAAAAAAGUCAUUUGUCU